Messenger RNA from Coprinopsis cinerea okayama7#130, 1314 nucleotides. RefSeq lists its product as hypothetical. Gene Ontology annotation, biological process: regulation of DNA-templated transcription. Lineage: Eukaryota; Fungi; Basidiomycota; Agaricomycetes; Agaricales; Psathyrellaceae. The record is from RefSeq and is a predicted model, not a curated record. The transcript is spliced from 10 exons. The coding region runs from base 1 to 1314 and encodes 437 amino acids. Gene Ontology annotation, molecular function: DNA-binding transcription factor activity.
AUGUCCGAGCAAGAACGAAAGGAUCCGAGAGAACGCAGCGUCUCUGGCGACUACGAGUCUGAAUUUGACGGCUCACAACGAGACGAUGGCAGCAAUACUCAAGGUACACCGGGGGCCAAUCCACCAGGCAAACCUGGACGGAAGAAGAAUCCAAAUUCUCAGGCAGCACGGAGAGACCAGAACCGCAUCGCCCAGCGUGAAUUCCGACUGAGGAAACAGCAACGAAUACGCGACCUCGAAGCAAGGGUCGAAAUACUCUCUGGUGGAAAGGAAGAGGCCAUUGGAGAAAUGCGUAAUAUUCUAAAAGACUUAAUGGCUGAAAACCAUAACCUUCGCCAGAUGCUGCGGAGCCUUGCCACGUUUAUCGGCGAGGGCAUGGGUGGCGUCCUGCCCAAGUUGGGCUGGGACGAAAACGAUUGGAAUAAUAUGCUCAACAAGGGCGAGACGGAUACGGCUUGGGAAGGGUACCAGCGUCGCAAAAAGCAGGCAGAACAAAAUAAGGCUUCUGCUGCAUCGUCUCCAAUGAGCACAAUGGCGAGCCAGAAGCGUCCUUCUGAAGAUGCUUCCCUUGGUACUCGGCCGAAGAAAGCGCGCAGCGAGAACGAAACACCUAACGGAUUCAAUCUUAUGGGUUCUAUGGGUUCUGGCAACAUGUUUCCCUCGGAUUCGGAUCGCAAUGGAAUGUUCCCUGAGUUGAUGCGAGGGGGACCUAGUCAACCUAUGUUCCCUCCGCCUCCUGGUCCAUCGUCCUCUUCAUUGCCGUAUGGUGGCAUGUCGAAUAACCUUGACUAUCCCGGCGCUUAUCUUGGUUUACCCAUGAAUCACCAGCCCAUGCCGCCCUACGAACCGACGAAUGUAGCUUCCUCUCAGGCAAGGAUACCGCCGCCAGAGGAAGAAGAUAUUGACGACGAACCGAACAAACUGGAGGCCCACAAACUCAUUCAGUAUCAUUUGGAAAACUAUAAACGGAACCCUGGUUACUGCCUACCCUCAUCUCUUAGGCCUACAAAUGUUCAAAGGACAAUACCUCAUCCAAGUGUGAUUGACGGUGUUAUUCACCCAGAGCUUCGCGACCGUAUGAUCCUCCUCCGAGAAAAAUACGACUUGGUCGAUUGCUUGCUUGACUUUAGGCGGAACACGACAAUCCACGGUGAUGACGUUCUGGCACAUAGUAACUGGGAAGUCGCAGAGCCCUUCUUCAGGAAAUACCCGUUCCUCGCGGAAGCUGCUACGAUCGUUAUUUCGAAUCGCUGGCGGAAGGAGCGAGGGGAACCGGAGCUCCGCAUCACUGACUUUGCUGAACCUGCAGCCUAA